AUGGCAGGAGUGCUCGCCGUCGUCAAGAUGCUGGUGUUCGCCUCGAGCCAGCCGUCGGCAUACCAGUGGAAUGUCAACCGCGCCACCUUCGUCUUCUUCUGGCUUACCGGCGUUGCCUUCGGGGGCGUGCUGGGCUUCGCGAGCGUCAUGCUGGCGUACUCUGAUGCCAGCGCCAAAGAGAGGCCCCACCCUCCGCCAACGCUGGCUCCGAUGGCGCCGCCUGAAGAGCCGCUGUCUCAAGGGCCAGGGUACACGAUCCGGAGUCCAGAGAUGUCUACAGCGCCCGUGGUUGCGACUCAACCGCAGCAGCACUUGUCCUUCGCGGGGUUCAACCACACUGUCUGCUACACACCGUCGUGCGUGUCGCUGGCGAGAGGACUGCGCCACCUGCUCAACCCGCUGGUUGACCCAUGUGACAAUUUCCAGGAGCACGUUUGCGGACGCUACGAAAGUGAAAGGGAUAGCCUACUAGACAACUACAUCGACAUCGCGCGAAAGGCUUUAUAA
Molecule: messenger RNA, 507 nt
Organism: Dermacentor silvarum
Lineage: Eukaryota; Metazoa; Arthropoda; Arachnida; Ixodida; Ixodidae
Exons: 4
Coding region: 1-507 (168 amino acids)
Biological process (GO): proteolysis
Molecular function (GO): metalloendopeptidase activity
Source: RefSeq, a predicted model, not a curated record